AACAAUAAAACAAACAACUCUCUUUCUAAUCUUAUGUCCAUCUCUGUCUCUUUGACUUGGACUCUCUCACACGCUCGGCUCAAACCCAAAUACCUAAAUUCUUCUUUCAAUUACAUCAACCACAUUUCACCUCUCGUCUCUCCUUCUUCCUCUCUCUUCCAGUCUUCCCCACUCUCAUUACUCUUUGUCUCAGGCGAUGCGGCGCCACCACGAGAGCCACCUGCCAUCUCUCACUGCCUUUACAUUUCUCUUCUUUUUACUAACUCAACUGGGUAGCGGAGGUUCCAACUCAGAGUGGUUGGAGGGAGGUGUGCAGGCUCAGAAGCGACUCAGUGGUCCUGGUUCUUCACCACCCACGUGUAGAUCCAAGUGUGGAAAUUGUUCUCCUUGUAAACCGGUUCACGUGCCCAUUCAGCCUGGUAUGACUAUGCCAUUAGAGUACUACCCUGAAGCUUGGCGUUGCAAGUGUGGCAACAAGCUCUUCAUUCCCUAAAACACAAGACAUAAUUCAAAAUACAGACUUCCUCUCAUCAAAUAUAUAUAAUAUUAGUUAUUUAACUCUCUGUAACUUGCUUUAAUGGAUGCUUAUAAUAUUAGCGUAUUGUUGUUAUUAUGAUUAUGAUUUUGCUUUCUCUGUGAGGAGACAGCAUGGAACCUUGGGAAUGUUAGUCCCUCGUGAGUUAGAUUACCAAGAAGAUCUGUCUCCAUUAUCUUUCUCUCUCUCUCCCUCUUUUUCUUGCAGUAACGCAAGUUUGUUAAUAAUGGAGACAGAUUGGAACUAAAGGCUGUAAUUAAAAUGUGCCCUUUUAUACAAAAGUGCAAGUUAUGUUA
This is a messenger RNA of Mangifera indica (mango), 831 nucleotides long. RefSeq names its product EPIDERMAL PATTERNING FACTOR-like protein 4. The transcript has 2 exons. The coding region runs from base 197 to 493 and encodes 98 amino acids. The record is from RefSeq and is a predicted model, not a curated record. NCBI's taxonomy places the organism in Eukaryota, Viridiplantae, Streptophyta, Magnoliopsida, Sapindales, Anacardiaceae. Gene Ontology annotation, biological process: guard cell differentiation; stomatal complex development.